CAAGAAAAGCGGUCUCUUUCCUGCUUGAACACUGAAGCCGAGCAACAUCCGCGAAGUUUGUCUCUGAUCCGAAACAUGGAUAAUUUGAGUAGUUGACGUUUGCUUUUACCAUCUCUUUUUGGGCAUUCUUCUUCCUCCAGACGUGAAUAGUCCGAUCCGGAUUAAGCAUCCAGUUUUUAUUUUUUUGAUUUCGUGUGACUGAACAACAUGAAAUUCAUCAUUGGCAUUGGCGGCGUAACAAACGGCGGCAAGACAACUCUUACCAAUAGAUUAAUCCAGGUCCUGCCAAACUGCUGCGUUGUUCACCAAGAUGACUUUUUCAAGCCUCAAGAUCAGAUUGAAGAAGACAAAGAUGGGUUUAAGCAGUAUGAUGUUAUCACUGCACUGGAUAUGGAUGCCAUGAUGAGUACCAUCCAUGCAUGGAUUGAAAACCCUGUUAAGUUUGAGCGCUCACACGGUGUGAACAACACUCUGGAUGCUGACAUUUUACUGGAGUCCAACGAUAAGGAUGAGGGCAUUCACAUCCUUAUUGUUGAGGGCUUUCUGCUUUACACCUAUGGACCGUUGAUCGACGUAUUAAACCAACGAUACUUUCUUUCCAUUCCAUAUGAAGAUUGCAAAAAGAGGAGGUGUUCAAGGAACUACUCAGUGCCCGAUCCACCUGGCCUGUUUAAUGGCCAUGUUUGGCCUAUGUAUUUAAAGCACAAAAAAAUAAUGGAGGACAAUAGCGUUGAUGUGGUUCAACUAAAUGGAACUAAAUCAAAGGAUGAACUGUUCCAGACAGUUUACAAUAAAAUCCAAAAUGACAUCAUGAAACGGCUAGAAUCAUACUAAGAUAAUGUUCUCUAUGCUGAAGACAGAAGCUUUUUAUAACCACCAGAAAACACACCCAGCCUUAUCUUUUAAUGUGUGAAAUUGGCUGCUCAGAUUUUAUUUAAAAAACAGUCUGCUGUUGUAAUGUAUAUUUUAUACUGGCUUCUGGUUUUUAUACCUUGAGAUAUUUAUUUCUGCAAUCUUUAAUGUUCUGCCGCAGCAAUAUCCGCAGACAUUUCUGUCUGAAAAUUUCAAUGGGAUGCAAUUCUAUCAUUAAAAGGUCCUUCGAAAAA
This is a messenger RNA of Polyodon spathula (Mississippi paddlefish), 1106 nucleotides long. RefSeq names its product muscle-specific beta 1 integrin binding protein 2 (gene mibp2). Bases 208 to 834 code for a protein of 208 amino acids. Gene Ontology annotation, cellular component: cytoplasm. Lineage: Eukaryota; Metazoa; Chordata; Actinopteri; Acipenseriformes; Polyodontidae. The transcript has 8 exons. The record is from RefSeq and is a predicted model, not a curated record.